Messenger RNA from Penaeus vannamei (Pacific white shrimp), 465 nucleotides. Lineage: Eukaryota; Metazoa; Arthropoda; Malacostraca; Decapoda; Penaeidae. The record is from RefSeq and is a predicted model, not a curated record.
AUGAAGAGAAAGCUCCUGCCAGAAGCGCGCGCAGGAGUGCCAGACAGUUCACGGCGGCGGACGGUGUUCGCUCAUCACAUGGCCGAGCAAGACUUCGUGUCGAAUCAGCACCAAAGUAACACCAGCUUCACACCAUCUUCCCUUUCCUUCCUCGCAGAUAACAUGAUGGGGAACGGCUGGAUCGGUUUAAAUGACAGAGGUACCGAGGACGACUGGGUUUGGAGCGACAACACUAAGGUCUCCAUCACCAACUGGAAUGAUGGCGAGCCCAAUGGCAACGCAGGGAACGAAAACUGCGGCGAGAUGCGAGCGGACACAGGCAAGUGGAACGACCUGCCCUGCCACCUCGCGCGUGUGUUUGCGUGCAAGAGCAAGGCCUCUGCCACGCCCGUCUCGCCAGUGCAGCCCACGACCACGCCCUAUCCUGAUUAUUUGUUAGACAGUGAUUUAAGGAAAUCGGUCUGA